GUAGAGCAGAAGCUCUAUUUUCUUGUUUUAGAUGUCCUUGGGUUGCUUACUCAUUUCAGGAUCCGAGCGAUGGAAAACAGACCAACACACGAAAGAAAUGGACCACCGGGGCAAAGAGUGAAUCUAACCGCGCUGACUCCUUGACCAAAACAGCUGAUGGUUAGAAGACUUCAGUGUAUCUGUAGUAAGUGGUGGCAAAGGCGUCGAUCAUGAACUUAUAAGAUGGGAUACAAUAACACAGUCUCUUGUUUUCAGGUUUUCUCUCUUAAAUUGCACUUGGAAGUCUAAGGAUGACUUCCUUAAGAGUAUAAAUGAUGAAGUUGCAGCACUGAGGAAGACGAGAAGAAUGUAUCAUUGGCACUUGGACUUUGGGAAUGUCCAGUAAUUCUGGAAAUAAUUUGGGAAUGAUGAAUAGCGGACCCACUAUUGUCUACGAGUGGUUAAAAACCCUCCAGUUGUGCCAGUAUGUGGAGUCUUUUGUUGAUAAUGGGUAUGAUGACCUGGAGGUGUGCAAACAGAUAGGAGAACCAGACCUGGAUGCCAUAGGUGUCCUGACCCCACACCACCGGCAAAAGGUUCUCCGAGCCGUGGAGAGACUCAAAUAUGAAGACAAGAAGGUGAAACCAGGACUAUAUUUUACUUUAGAGCCCCUUCCUCAUGGCACAGACCCCCAGCCAUCUCAAAUUAGUGACUGCAAACAGAAUUGCACCAAAUCAUGGGUGAACUCUACUUGGGACAAACCCAGAACUUGUCCAAGGGUUGAACCUACUAUUAACACUAAAGAUGUGGAGAACCAUAAGGAGCCAGUGGUUUAUCCUAAACUCAAGCUGAAGAUCAUGAUAAGGGAUAAAUUGGUCAAGGAUGGGAUUGACCUGAGCAAAAUGCCCUACUCGUGGAAGGAUGGCUCCUUGGGAAACAUUGAGGAUCUGGCCCAAGAAUAUACCGAGUAUUACAGCACAUCUUACAGUGAAGUGUGCGAGAGAAUGGAGGAAUUACGCAAACGCAGAGUGGCUCAAGAGGCGGAAACGGGAAAGGCUGAAUCAAUAUCAUCCCUUCAGCUGCGGUUAGAAAUCCAGGAGUCACUGGGGCUGUCUAGUGCCGUAUCUACACCUGAGGUUGAGAGAAGGCAAUUAAUGCACAAGUCGAGCUCUGAAGACGGAUCGGGGCGAUGGGACAGCAGGAAGAAAAACAAAUCGCUCUGGCAAAAUUUCCGCAAGGCGCAGAAAGGGAGCGUUCGAGCAGCACCAAAAGGGGAGGACUUGGGCUUUGUGGCCAGUGAGAUCACGAUGAGUGAUGAAGAGCGUAUUCAGCUGAUGACGAUGGUGAAAGAGAAGAUGAUCACAGUUGAGGAAGCUCUGGCUCGGCUUAAGGAAUACGAGACACAGAACAAGCAGUCCAACAGCACAGACACGACUGAUUGGACAGACACACCCAGUCCCUCAAUGACCGAAUCUUCUUUCUGUAACUCAAGAGAACAAUCGGAGGAUGAGCUGGAAGAGUCUGUCACCUUUCACCGGCUUCAUAAACUCGUCAAUUCAACUCGACGUGUGAGAAAGAAGCUUAUUAGAAUAGAUGAGGCCAAAAAACAUGGAGCAAAGUACCCUGUGAGCCCUGAAGUAUCUCCCUCCGGUGAGGAGGGUGUCUCUCUGUACUCUGGGGUGCACAAGCAUCUCGCCGUGUCUCAGGGUGAUGGAUUGAGCUCUGUGCUUCAGGAACAGCUCUAUCUGGACAGAGGCUCAAACAGUUUGACCACGUCUCCCUCCUCCAGCAGUUUAGAAACCUACACCAGUCACAAGCUCUUCAAGGUCUUCAGUAAGUCCAGCAGCAUUCACGGUCUGGAGCCCAUCUCAGGACCUGCUGGAGCGGUUUCAGGGCUGGACACGGGCAGCGGUUCCUCCUUCUCUGAGGUGGAUGGAGACGUGGAGCCCAGGAUGUCUCGCUCGAUAACGGAUGAUGAGAUGAGACGAGCCCUGAGCCCCUCAAACUACCAUGGAAGGACCUGUAGCUUUGGUGGAUUUGAUCUCACAAACCGAUCAGUGUUCAUGGGCAACAGCAGCUGUGACCCCACAAAUGAAAAUGGAGAUAUCAGCAUGAAAGACGUGUCCAGAUCCCCCACCCCAUCUCGUAUCUCACUGGGGAAGAAGGUGAAAUCUGUUAAAGAGACUAUGAGGAAACACAUAUCCAAGAAAUAUAAUUCCUCGCCAUCCGAGCAGUCGAGCCCCAGCAGAGCUCCAAGCAGCCCACAAUCUCCUCACACAGACACAGACUCUCUAGAGAAACCCAAACUCAAAGCCGGAGGAUCAGUGGAGAGUUUGAGGAGUUCACUCAGUGGACAGAGCUCCAUGAGCGGUCAGACGGUCAGCACCACAGAUUCCUCCAUCAGCAAUAGAGAGAGUGUGAAAUCAGAAGACGGCGAUGAAGACGAGCUGCCGUACAGAGGACCGUUCUGCGGUCGAGCUCUUGCACAUACAGACUUCACACCCAGCCCAUAUGACACAGACUCCCUGAAACUCAAGAGAGGAGAUUUGAUUGACAUCAUCAGUAAGCCGCCCAUGGGCACCUGGAUGGGGCUGCUGAAUAACAAGGUAGGAACCUUUAAGUUCAUUUACGUGGACGUGCUGAAUGAAGAACAGGAGAAACCCAAACGCAUGAAGAAGAGGAGAAAGAGUCGUCCUCCUAAACCCACCUCCGUAGAGGAACUCUUGGAACGCAUCAGUCUUAAAGAGCACAUGCCCACAUUCCUGUUUAACGGCUAUGAAGAUCUGGACACGUUUAAACUGUUGGAGGAAGAAGAUCUGGAUGAGCUGAACAUCAGAGACCCGCAACACAGAGCAGUGCUGCUCACUGCCGUCGAACUUCUGCAAGAGUGUGACAGCAACAGUGACCCAGAACAUGAAGGAAUAUCAGACGGUUCCCAAGAGAAGCUUCUGUCUGAGGUUCACAUCCCGCCAGGCGACUCUCCUCGCGACUCGGGCUGUUACGAGAGCAACGAGAACCUGGAGAAUGGCAAAGCCAAAAAGACGACUCAUUUAAGCAGGUCUUCAUCAGGCUUUGAGUCCAGUCACCUGCCCUCCCCCGAGUACCCUCCCCCACCCCUUCAUUCCAGCAGAUCCACCCCAAAAACCAGACCAGAUCUUCAGUUGCUCCCACUUCCACUGCAAAUUGAAUCCAUGCAGAAUGUUUGUCUAGGAACGAGCCACUACAUGCUCAAAGGAAGACCCCUCAGCCGUAGUUGUGGUGCCCUGGAUAGGCUGUUAACUCGGACAGAGCUUUGGAAGCGUUGCUUCUCUGCAGAGGAACUUCAUCUGCAACAAAAUCCUGAAAGACAGCAGCCAUGCAGUGCAGAUGACCUCAGGAACACUCCUGAGAUUCCAAGUCAAGCAAGUGGUCAUGAGAAUCCUGUAGCACUGAAUGAGUCUCAAGAGCAUGGAACUGAAGCUCAACUAUCUUCUGCCUCCAACAUUUUAGAGGAUUAUGAAGAGGUGUCUGUAGAUGUAGAAGGACUCUUAGAAGAUCUUUCCCUAUGCACACAAUGCAUAAAACCACCAGUUCCUCCAAAACCACUUCCACUGCAGUUAUUAAAGAGCAGGGACACUGGGAUCAGUAGCACAGAUAUUUUUAUAAACACUUCCAAGCCAGAGAAGUCCAUUUCUGGCUUUGAAAUUAAACGGACCACCAACCCACUCAUCUACAGGCCUGCGAAGAAAGCUCAGAUGGCAAAAAUUGCCAACCUGGAAACUUUGGUGGAGGAGAAGUUGUGCUCUGAUAGCAUUGACCUCACAGAAGAACCAUAUUCUGAUAAGCAUGGUCACUACGGAGUGCCGUUCUCUCUGGUCCAGAGGUACUCUGAGGAUCUCGACAAACCUUUGGGUGACAUUGCCAUUCUAAUCGAUCGGACUAGAGUCCAGCAACUUCUAAAGCAACAUCGUAUAGCAAUCCCAUUGAGAGGGUUGUCAGAGAUAAGUGAUCCCAUAAGCACACCUGGACAUUGUCAAAGUGGACUCCAAGACUUGAUCGGUUACAACGAUAUAUUUGACUUUGAAUGUGUGCAAACUGACUCCGUUUCAAGGUAUAAAGGACUUGAAUGAAAACCAACUUGCGCUGGAAUGAUCAAACAGCAGUACUGUUUCAAAGACUCCCCAGGUGGAUAGUUGCGUGCCUCUUAUUUGCGUUUAAUGAACGCUUUUACCUAUUAAGAUUUGUGUGGGUAAAUCUCUGUUCACACAGAUGGGUUCCUGUUUAGUAUUCUGUCCUUUAGCAUGAUAGAAACUGAAGUAGUUUGACUUGUUUCAUUUGUGACUGUAUUUUGAAUUAAGUCAAUUAUUCAAAAAGGAAUUUGUGUUGAAUAAGUCAUUAUUGCAUUCAUUGCAACAUUUAAAGUGUCAAUUUGACUAAUCCUGUGACUUUAAAGAAGCAUUAAUGUUGCCUUUUUAAAUGUAAAGAUAUAACAGUAGCUUAUUGUUUAUGGCACAGUGAAAACAAUGGAUCAUAUUGAUGAAGCCAGUAUCAUCUAAAUGAUUUUUCUGGAUUUUUUAUUAAUAUAGAAGUAGUCAAAAUACUGAAUUUUGUUUUAAAAAGUUGCCUUUAAUAUAAAGAAUUCUGCAGUUUUGGUGACUAAUUUUUAUUUUUUAUUUUUUUGCAUUGUCUGAUAUUUUGCUUGGCAAUGUUCCAACUGAUUCACAAAAAUAUUUAUUUUGUGCUGUAAUAGGGGUCUUAUUUGAUUAUUUUUCUUGUAACAUUUAUCAGUACCUAUUUCAGUCUAUUGCAUUGUGUUUUGAGGUAAAGAAUGGAGGUUAACGCAGGUUGUGAGAAUGAGCUGUACUGUGAAUGGUUGUAAAUGGCUUUUCAGAGACAAAUGUGGUUUAAAAAUUAAUAAAGUCAACCGUCUUUCAUUUCAUCAA
This is a messenger RNA of Myxocyprinus asiaticus (Chinese sucker), 4901 nucleotides long. Its product is annotated as SAM and SH3 domain-containing protein 1-like. Lineage: Eukaryota; Metazoa; Chordata; Actinopteri; Cypriniformes; Catostomidae. The record is from RefSeq and is a predicted model, not a curated record. Gene Ontology annotation, molecular function: protein binding.